Messenger RNA from Emericellopsis atlantica, 1047 nucleotides. Its product is annotated as putative D-hydroxyacid dehydrogenase. Gene Ontology annotation, molecular function: D-lactate dehydrogenase (NAD+) activity; NAD binding. Lineage: Eukaryota; Fungi; Ascomycota; Sordariomycetes; Hypocreales; Bionectriaceae. Bases 1 to 1047 code for a protein of 348 amino acids. The record is from RefSeq and is a predicted model, not a curated record. The transcript has a single exon.
AUGAAGCUCUCGGUAUUUAGCGCCAAACCUUACGACAAGACCUACUUCGAGGCAGCCCACGCCGAGGCGGCGUCUUCGGAUUCUAUCAAGGUCACAUACCACGAUUUCCCCCUCAACGAGGAGACGGUCUCCUUCAUCAAGGACACAGAUGCCGUGUGCGCCUUUGUGAACGAUUCGCUCCAUGGAGCCGUCAUUGACAUGCUCGCCGAAAGGGGCGUCAAGGCUAUUCUCCUUCGCUGCGCAGGCUUCAACCACGUCGACCUGGACGCGGCCGCGCGACACGGCAUCAUGGUCGCCAACGUGCCCUCGUACUCGCCCGAGGCUGUCGCCGAAUUUGCCGUCGCGCUCUUGCAGACGCUCAAUCGGAACACGCAUCGCGCGUACAACCGUGCGCGCGAGGGCAACUUUGCCCUCAACGGGCUUCUGGGAAGGACCCUGCACGGGAAGACGGUGGGUAUUCUGGGCGUGGGCAAGAUUGGCCUCGCCACAGCGCGGAUCAUGAAAGGCUUUGGCUGCAGAGUCAUUGCAUUUGAUCCCUUCCCGUCCAAGGCGUUUGAGGAGUAUGGCGAGUACCGAGAUCUGGACACCUUGCUGGCGGAAUCCGACGUUAUCAGUCUUCACUGUCCGCUCAUGGAAAAGACAAAACAUAUCAUCAACGACCAGAACAUUGCAAAGAUGAAAAAGGGGGUACUGUUGGUGAAUACGUCCAGGGGCGGGCUGAUUGACACCAAGGCAGUCAUCAAGGCCCUCAAGACCCAUCAUAUCGGUGGUGUGGCUCUUGAUGUCUAUGAAGGCGAAGGCGAUCUGUUCUAUGACGAUCACUCGGGUGAAAUCAUCCACGACGAUGUGCUCAUGCGGCUCAUGACGUUUCACAAUGUGAUUGUCAGUGGCCACCAAGCGUUCUUCACCGUAGAGGCCUUGACAGAAAUCGCAGAGUGUUCGCUGCGCAACCUGGAAGAGUUUAUGAAAACCGGAUCGUGCGCCAAUGCGCUAGGCAACACGGACAAAGGGGCGAAGAAAUCAUCGCUUCCUGUGAGGAACGUGUAG